This is a messenger RNA of Lathyrus sativus (Indian pea), 627 nucleotides long. Lineage: Eukaryota; Viridiplantae; Streptophyta; Magnoliopsida; Fabales; Fabaceae. The record is from the annotation of a GenBank genome assembly.
AUGGAACAAGGAAAUGACCAUAGACUAUAUGUGUCUAUAGAGGAUUUAGGUUUCAAUGGUGAAAAUUGCAACAAUAGAGGAAAAUUGAGAAAGAUUAACCACUAUGAUGAUGAUACACAUGUGUACACAUCAAAGAACCUUGAAACAGAAAGAAAAAGGAGGGAGAAACUCAGUAGCAGACUUUUGAUGCUUCGUUCUUUAGUACCAAACAUCACAAAUAUGAACAAAGCUAGCAUUAUUGAAGAUGCUAUCACUUAUAUACAAAAAUUGCAAAAUGAAGUUAAGAAUCUCACGGAAGAGCUUCAUGAUAUGGGAGGAACAAAAGAGAAAAAAUCUGAGCUAAAAAUAAGUGAUUCCGCUGCUGAAGAGAUGAAAAAUUGGGGCAUACAGGAAGAGAUUGAGGUGGCAAAGGUUGAUAAGAAUAAAAUAUGGGUUAAGAUGAUACUUGUGAACAAGAGAGGAAGGUUAUUGAAACUAAUUCAAGAUUUGAAUGAUUCAAGGAUUGAAAUGAUUGACAUUAGUGUUACAACUAUAGAAGGGGCAUAUCUUGUUACAGCAACAUUACAGGGCUUAGAUGGUGAACCACUUGAAGAAUAUCACAUUCCAACUCUUAUUAAGUUAGAUUAG